Molecule: messenger RNA, 1626 nt
Organism: Aspergillus chevalieri
Lineage: Eukaryota; Fungi; Ascomycota; Eurotiomycetes; Eurotiales; Aspergillaceae
Product: fungal specific transcription factor domain-containing protein
Exons: 2
Coding region: 1-1626 (541 amino acids)
Biological process (GO): positive regulation of transcription by RNA polymerase II
Cellular component (GO): nucleus
Molecular function (GO): DNA-binding transcription factor activity; transcription cis-regulatory region binding
Source: RefSeq, a predicted model, not a curated record
AUGAGGACCGGGCAGAAAGCUCCCCUGCCAACAAGCCGACCUGAAGUGGCGGAAGUGGUCCAUGACCAAACGGCCCUUGAAACUGAGCAGUAUGGUCCAAUGGACAACUCGCAGAUAACUGAGAACGAAGCACUUUUAUCCAUUGAUUUAUUGACAUCAGGAUCCGGUGUCGACGUUUUUGGUACUGAAUCUUUGCAGUGGCCGGACGUAGGAGCUCCCAUAUUCCCAUCACUCGAGGAUCAGGACUCCAGUCUUUUCCGAUAUUACUUCUCGCUCAUCUGUCGCAUUAACUCAUGUUUCGAUUCCGAUAAGAACCUCUUCCGUGUCGGGGUUGGGGAGCUUACCAAGUCUUGUCCGCUCAUUCACCACUGCAUCCUAUCGAUGUCAGCGGCUCAUCGAUCCUGUCAGCAGGGUGACUUGGCGACAGCCGCCUUGGAUCACAGAACGAAGGCGAUAUCCUGUCUGCGAGCGGAACUAAUCAAGCAAAAUGGGGAAAAUGACUCAUAUAGCACUUCCUCUGUGGCUAAAGAAGAGACGUUACUCGGUAGUAUACUGCUAGGAAUGACUGAGGGAUGGCACAAUCCUUCCCAGCUCGGCAUCACGCAUUUACAUGGCGCGCGAGGACUAUUCAUAUCAUGGAUAGCGGAUAACCAAAAAUCCACUGGCCCAUGCUCCCAGAUCCACUCAUCGCCUACCAGAAGCUUUAUGGUCGGCAUUAUGGCGUACUGGGAAGCCAUGGCAUCGUUCGUGAUAGAUCAACCGCUUGAUGUAGUCGCGUACUUAGAGCUUUUUCUCGAUCGAGACGAAAUGAGCCACAUCCAUCCAAACCCUUGGACUGGCAUCUGCACUCCGCUCUUUAUAUACCUGGCCAAAGUGGGUAUACUCGGGAGGCAAAAGUCUAUGCUCAAGAAAUUGUCCAUCACAAAUGCGGGUGCUGGAUUUCGAGAUAAAUUGCAAAGCACCCUGGUCGAACAGGCCCGGGAAACAGAAAAGGCUGUGUUGCGAUACAGGCUUCCAGCCGACAACCGCAUUGAAGAUACUGGAGACAUUCUGACGCCGGUCCACCAUUUGCACCAAGUAGCUCAGAUUUACCGAUUCGCCACCAUCCUCGAGCUCUACCUGUCUUUUCCGGAGUUGCUCCCUGAACCGACCGCAAACGCUGCUGCAGCGCCGUCAAAUAGAUCCAUUGAUAAAGUCCUUACGCUCGCUUCGAGCGUGUUAACACUCAUCCGUACCAUCCCGUCCUCCUCGGGUGCAAAUGUUCUCCUUAACGCUCCAUUGAUCAUAGCCGGAAGCACACUACAACCAACUUGCAGGCGUAUUGAUACCGAUACCGGACGACAUGAUUCUUCAUGGGACGUACUGUACAUGGAACUGCUCUCUCUAUCCAGUCAAGAAGACGUGUACUUACAUUGGCGUGACUUUGUCCGAGAGCGGAUCGAAGGGCUUUACAGUCAUGUAGGCGUCGCUACAGUUCGUCGUGGUAUGGAGGUCCUUGACAAGGUCUGGACUAGGGCAGAUAUCAAGGCGCUUGUGGACGUGCCUGACGGGAUGGCGAAUGCAGCAGACUUGGUGAAGUGGACGGAUGUCAUGGUUGAAGAACGGCUCGAGACGAUUCUGGGAUAG